This is a messenger RNA of Patella vulgata (common limpet), 5452 nucleotides long. RefSeq lists its product as uncharacterized. Bases 84 to 3341 code for a protein of 1085 amino acids. The transcript has 28 exons. The record is from RefSeq and is a predicted model, not a curated record. Lineage: Eukaryota; Metazoa; Mollusca; Gastropoda; Patellidae. Gene Ontology annotation, molecular function: protein binding.
GUUUAGCCCAAACUUACUCGGAGUAACCGAGUAACCUGCGGUAUGAACUAAAAAGUUUUCAAACAUGAAAGAAUUUGGAUAAAAUGCGUAUCACAAGCCAGCUGAUUCGCCAGCAGGCGACUGGACCUUUGCCAUCAUUGGAGUAUUUAGACUUGUCGAGUCUUGAUAUUGAUUGUAUAGAGAGACUGGCAUCAUACAAAAAGCUACAGUAUAUAAAUCUGCAAGGAAAUAAUAUUCAAGAUAUAUAUAAUUUGGAGUGCUGUCCGCAAUUAUGGUCACUAAAUCUGAGCUGUAAUCAAAUACAAUGUCUUGAUGGAUUAUCUAGAUUUCUGUGUUUUGGUACAUUAAUCCUGUCUAAUAAUGAUUUAUCUUGGAAAGAACUGGUUAAAAUUCGACAUAUCCAUAUACUCAACUUGAGUCUCCAUGGCAACCCACAGUUAGAAAAAGACAACUAUUAUCGAAUACACGUUAUUGAUUGUUUACCUAAUGUAUGGAUGUUAGAUGGUAGAAUUAUUACUUCUGCAGAAAGAAUUCAAGUGAAAAACUUUUUUCAAGAUUCAGCAUUAACAGAACACCCGGUUAGAAGAAAGUUAACAAGAGAUUGGUUUGUACCUAGUACAAUGAAACAUAUUGAAUUAACUGGUUUAUUUGGUCAAAAGGCAACAUCAUUGCUGACUAAAUUUCCAGUAAAUGCUGUACAUAAUAUAGAAAUGGACAGGAAAAGACUUCAGUAUUUGGCUUAUAAUCUACAGGAAGAUUUAGUUAUUGAGCAGAAGGCAACUAAAAGUAAAUAUCAGUAUGUAAAAUAUAAAAAGACAUUUUUAGAAGAUUUAUUAUCAGUUAGAUGUGAAGAAAGAGAGAAAUGUAAUAUGUUAUUAUUAUUAUUAGUUGCAUCAUUAGAAUUUAUUUUACCCACACAUUUAGUACAAGAAACAUUAGAAACAACCCGCUUACAAAAAAUGGGGAAAGUAUAUUGUAUGGACAUAUUUUUAUUACCACGUGAUGUUAGGUGUAAAGUAGUAUCAAUAUUAUUGUCAGCUGUUAAAAUAGAUAAAGAUGAUAAAGAGAAUGGUGGACUAUAUGAUAAAUUAUACUUGUGCCUUUUCUUCAUUGUAUCAGAAUUAACACACAUUAGUCAAACAUCGAUUGAAUGCAAUCAAAAACCACCAAAAUAUCAAACACUGUACUAUGAAUAUAAAUGUUUAUUAGCAGCUGAAGUAGUACAGUUAUUAUGUAUUGUACCUGCUUUAUUUGAUUAUAUUGAAGGGGAUGUUGGUGUAAUGAAUCUUAUUUCCAUGGCAACAAGAGAUAAAAAAAUCAAUCAAACCUUAUCACAGAUACUAGAGACUUCAAGUUUACAAAUGAAAUCUGACAAUCAGGUAUUUGAAGAAAUAUCAGAUUUUAUUUUAAAGAAAAUACAAGAACAGAUGAUGAACAUGUCAAAUAAAACAUCACCAACCUACACACAGGCAGAUAUUAUUAUUAAUAAAAUGAAAGCUUUACCAAUGAAAAGAAUAAACACACCACUACAUAGAGCAGAAUAUCAUGCAAAAGGCGUUUCUAGUCCUGAACAUCUUAAGAGUAGAACUGAUCCUAAAUCUCCAGUACCACAACUGGGUGAUUUAAUCCUCCUAGGACCACAGACAUUUGGAAAGAUAAUAAAUCUGCCUCAACCUAAUAUAGUGCUAGUUUCUAUUGAUGCUGUACCAGUAUCUAAUGGAGCGAUGGUGUGUAAAUUAAAGGAAUCUGAUGAUCAUUAUACAUAUAUCAAUAUGAAAUAUUUAACAUGGGAACCAGCUAAUUGUAUAUGGAAACCUAUUGAUACUGUAGGAGACAGUAAAAGAGACGAUGAAAAUCAAGAAAGAUUUACCUUACAAAGUGUUGAUAAUUUCCAGCAGGAAUUAGAAAGGAAAUCAUCCCAAUCUGAUUUGUCUUUACGUCCCAAUUCUCCUGAUGAUGGAAUUAUUCUCGGUCAAAAGGGAAGUUAUAGAACUACAGAACCGUUGAUUUUUACCCCUCGUCAAAAUACUACAAGAUUCACUGGAUCAGCUCAUAAACCGAUAACAAAAACACCACGACCCAUGUCCUCAGUAUUAAAAGAGAAAUUAGAUUUGAAGCUAGAUAUGAGUAAAAAUCGAGCCAAGUCGGCAAGAGCCACCCGACGAUCACAAUCUCCAUCACAAACCUUUAGAUCAGAGAGUAUUCAAAAUGUCAAGACAACAAAUGGUAUUCAAGAUUCACAACCAGAUGAAACAGUUUAUAUUAAUGCAGAAGUUAUGGUGAAGUCUAAUAUAAAUGAAUGUAUUGACCAAGUUGUAGUUGAAAAUAAUAUAGCAGUAAAUGAUACAACAGACAGACAACAGAAAGUGAACAAUGAAGAAACAGAGCAACAUGUAUGUUCAAACAGAGUUGACGAUAAUUCACAGGAUAAACAGGCCAGACCCAAAUCUUCAAAAUCAGACAUUUAUGACAGAAGACAGAACAGUCCCAUCAUGGCGCUUUCCAAACCUCGUCCAUGUACAGCUAAACCAAAUUUGGUAACAACCAAGCCUCCAGCAUUACCUAAGGCGCCAGAAAUAAAGACACCAACCUACAUAGAAGUUCAGAUACCUCAGUUUGAAAUAGAGGAAAGUGAAAGGAAUAUAAGUAUUGAACUCGAUUCUCAUCGUAAACAAACUCGUCCUGUCAAAAAACAGCCUGAUUUAAAUAACUAUAUGUAUAAACCAAAAAUAAGUCAAUCAAAAAGAAAUCGUCCGUUUAGUGCUGUAGAAGCUUACAAGACAUUUAUAAACCAACAGCCAGGCAGUAAUUCUAGAAAUCAACCAAGUAGUGGAUACAUGUCUGAUUUCCAGAAAGCAAGAACAGAUGCCUGGAAAUUGGCUCCAAAGAAUAUGGUAUCAGUUGUAGAUAAAAUUACACCUCCACCACAGCGCCCUUCAUCACCAGCUUCCAAAGACAAAAGUAAAUUCAACAGUGGUAUACAUGUCACUAAAGCCAACAACUGGUUAGGUGGUGGAAGAGAUCUUCAUAAAGAAAUGACUAAAACUCGUCCCAAAUCUGGUCAUACACCUGGCUGGAAGGAUGGCUUACCAGAUAGUCUUAAAAGACCUAAAUCUGCUGUAUCUGGUGGAACACAUGCAGGAAGAACAAGUUUAAUGGACCAAUCCUCUAUGAUGUACAGUUCUAUGAGUUACGGUGGUUUGAAUGAUGACAUUUCAGAAAUACCCAAUCAUUUUACAUAUACAUCUUUACAACAACAGCUAGGUCUACCAAGACAAUUCGGAUCAAGUACAGAUAGCUCUCAUUAUUUGCUUCCUCAUCAAGAUAUUAUUUAUAGGUAGAUUCAGUAACACCACUGGGUCAAGGCUACAUUUAUUAAAUGCAGUCCCAGAUAUUUAAGUACCGGUAAAUGAAACUGUUUUAUUCAUGGUGAAGACUUCUGUAAACCUCUAUCCUAGUCCUUAUACUAUGCAACCAUGUGAUAAUAUUUUGAGGAAAUACAACUUUUCAGUUUCCAUGUGUGGUUUGUGAUAUUAAAGUCUCCAAAUUUAACACUAUGUAAAUGCCUGGAAAACCAUGUCUUUUUGCUGGAUUAUAGAUUAUUGCCCUCAAUUGUUCAAAAAGUCACGUUUUUAGUUUGUCAGUCCUCUAGAGGUCAGAACUUCAUCUGAUUUUAAAAACCUACUAAUAUAUCACCGUUUCACCUUGAUGUCGGUCGACUGUGAAUUUCAUGAAAGUAACUGAAACUGCCCGACAAAAUGGUCGCUUCCUGUACGUAAAUAGCGUAAAAGUAUGUAAUACCACAGUUGUUGACCCUAUAGAGGUCACAGUUUUCAUCUGAUUUUGAUGAAGCUUAAAGUAAUGUUUAUAUCCCAAAGAUCUCAUUCCUUUUGAUAUUGGCAUGUACCAGACCAUAACUUCAUGGGUCGCAGCCUUUGAUUGUACGAAAAAUCACAUUUUUAGCUUGUAGACACUCUACAGGUCACAGUUUUUAUCCAAUUUUGAUAAAAUUUAAAAUAUAUAUGUUCUAUCUUUUUCCCUGUAUUUGUUGAUGCAUGCAGGGUAAUAUGGUACAUAAUGAUUUGUUUGGAUUCAAAUAUUUUAUUUUAUUUAUAAAGCCUACUAAUAUUGUGCUGUGAUAUUUAUUAUGUAUUUAUUCUUGUGCCUGUUAUAUUUUCAGUCAGUAUUAAUUUAUAAUAUUCCAUCCAUGGGGUCAUUCACAAUUUCUUGUCAGUACAGGUCAGAGGUUUGGACAUUUUUGUCAUCCAAAUUUUCAGGUAUUGUUUUAAUUUGGGCAUAAGAAAAAAACCUAUCAAAAUUUUGAAUUUUUUUUUUUUGACUGCCAUAUUGCAGAGGUAUCUCUAAAUUUACCUUCAAACUUAGAUUAUUUAUUAUGACAUUAACUUACAAUUGAGUAUGAUUCUACUCAAUAUUCGUUAGUUUAAUGAUUCAUUUACAUGAAUAUCCCAAUAUGAUUGGUAUUGUCAAAUACAUUUUUUCAUCUUUUUUCCUGUUAAAACAUAAUUUUAUUGUUUCAUAUGAAGCAUUCUGUGAUAUUAAUUGUUCCAAUAAAUAUUUGUAUCUUUAUUGAAAACAGAUUAUUUUGGGAUGAUUUAAAUUCGGACUUUAAAUUGAUCUAUUUUGGGAUGUUGGAUUUUUUAAGUUCAUGUUUUAAAUUCAUCUAUUUUCAUAUCUGAUUAAAUGAUUGACACUUUAAAGAUGCAUUAUGUAAGAGCUAAAUUUGCCUAUUCCCGGUUUUUAUUUUGGUUUCCUUUGUUACAAAAUAACAAGCCUAUAAUCAACUCUCUCUGGAUAUCAGAUGGCAGAGAUGUAAAUAGACUGGAGAUGUAAAUAGACUGAAAUACAUUCACUAUUUAAUGAUCUAAUUUUAAAAUGGAAAAGCAAGACUGAGUUUCAAUUAACAGAUAACAUUAACAUUGCUACAAUAAUAAACAAUCUAUACCACAUUAUGUCAAAACUUUAAACAGUGUUAAAUUCGCUCAGAAUUUAAACUAUUUGAAUGAAGUUUUCGAUAUAUUAUUAAUUUUGAAUUAUCUAUUUUUGAACUAUUAUAGCAAGAACGACCAGCUCUUUAUCUAAAUCUUACAUAAUGCAUCUUUAACAAGGUUGGAUGCUUUAAUACAAUAAUCAGGAUUUCAGGAGCAUUAUACUACACAACUGAUGUAUUUGGAUGAAAUUUUAUGUGAACUUGCUGUGCAAGUAUGUUGUAAAUUAUAUGUUUAAACCUUGGCCUACAGUGUUAUAGCCUUCACCUGUUUAAUUAUUACAUGAUGGUUUGUUGCAAAAUACAGGCCAUGUAGGUUUAGACUAGAUCUUUGAAAAAUGUCAAUUCUUAUUGAAUGAUUAACAAAUAAUCAAAAAUCAUUGUAAUUGUUUCGUAGUAAAAUUAUACUAUCAUCCAAAAAACCCAAAACAAACAAUUUUCUUCUGU